Molecule: messenger RNA, 1203 nt
Organism: Daphnia pulicaria
Lineage: Eukaryota; Metazoa; Arthropoda; Branchiopoda; Diplostraca; Daphniidae
Product: beta-1,4-galactosyltransferase 4-like
Exons: 4
Coding region: 25-1104 (359 amino acids)
Biological process (GO): glycosphingolipid biosynthetic process; carbohydrate metabolic process
Molecular function (GO): N-acetyl-beta-glucosaminyl-derivative 4-beta-N-acetylgalactosaminyltransferase activity
Source: RefSeq, a predicted model, not a curated record
CCUUCAGUAGUCGAGUGUGCCAGCAUGUUGCCAAGAAGCCCGCACUUCAUUUCGAUGAGUAUCUCCCGUGCCGUCAUUUCCAGUUUUCUGUUAUUGGCCGUGUCGUUUUAUUUCUACGCUCAUUACACAUCAAAUGCUGCUGUCAAUGGUGUCACAACUUCGUCCAUCUUCCACCCCGAAGAUCCUAGUUCACCGACAACUCAAUCGAAUGGCCAAUCUGAUAGGCAAAUAGCCCAGCAACCGUGUCCGCUGGUUUCACCUCAACUCACUGGAUGGACAAAUUUGUCUUCGGAGGCGAUGGCCGCCAUCCUUCAAGAGGAUCAAAUGACAGUCGAAUCGAAGAUGGAAGCGGCCGGAUUGAAAAUGGGCGGAAGGUAUCAGCCGGAGGAUUGCCGAUCGCCGCACAAAGUGGCCAUCGUCGUUCCGGUGCGCGACCGGAAAGAUCAUUUGACCGUUUUCCUGCGCUACAUGCAUCCGUUCCUCCAGCGGAAGCAACUGGAUUACAUCAUCAUCGUCGUCGAACAGUCUGACGGUUUGCCAUUCAACCGAGGGAUGUUGAUGAACGUUGGCUUCAAAGAAGCUCAGUUAUUAAAUGAAACAUUCGACUGUUUUAUCUUACACGACGUUGACAUGCUGCCGGAACACGACGGCAAUCCUUACACCUGUCCGGAAGUCGGAAAGCCUCGCCAAAUGGCAUUCGCCCUGGAUUAUUUCAAGAAUUAUUCGUCGGUGGGCGAGGGCUUUUUCGGGGCCGUGACUGCCAUAUCGGCGGAUGAUUUCGGACGGAUCAACGGAUUGGCCAAUUCUUUCUGGGAUUGGGGCGGCGAGGAUGAAAACUUUUAUCACCGUGUCGUCUCGCAACAUCUGAAAGUCGUUAGGCCGUUUGACGGCCAGUCGUCCGUCCUCGUUCACUACAAGAUGCAGUCGCACAAAAGAGCUGUGCCCAGUCCCAACCGGCUCGACGUCAUGAAAGAAGGUUUCAAUCGUUUCAAAACAGACGGACUGGUUAAUCUUCGAUACAAGAUAAUCGAUUAUCAAUCAAAAUUACUUAACACUCACAUUCUUGUCGAUUUCCAACGUGAUAACGUCACCGUCGCAUCAUAAUUCUAGGAAAACGUAAUUUGCUUUUGUUCUGUUUUGUUGAAUUUUAUUAAUGUAAUCAAAAUAAAUAUUACCGGUGACUUACAAUCAAAGAAAAUGUGA